UAUGUCUGAUAAGUUUGAAGUUUUUUCCGGAAAGAAGUUUCAAUUGCAAAAUAUUCGUAUUGAUUUUGGAAAAAUCUCUUUCAAAGAUAGCCUUCACAUUUUAAAGGAACAUCAACUAAAGAGGGUUCACUUUAAGAAUGCAAAGAAGGCUUUUUCUAAAUGGCAUCAAAUCAUUAACACAGAGUCUAUAUACUGCUUAGGAUUAACUGAAUUUGAUGAAGUAGAACGAAUAAUUUCUAAGGAUGGAAUAGAAAUUUAUGACCUUUUAAAACUAGAAACGACUGUUUUACGAUACUUUCCGUAUCUAAUAUCUCUAAAUGUAUCAAAUUCUACUUUUAACAAUGACGACCUUCGUUUGACAUCUGAUUUGCAUCCAAAACUUCAAAACAUAUGCCUAUCUAAUACCUUCGUAAAUAACAUAAACAUUCUUAGCUAUUUUAAAGAGUUGAGAAAAAUUUCUGUUGGUCGUUCAGAUUUGGGAAUAUCUGUUGAAGGCUUUUCAGAUAGGUUAGAAUUUUUGGACCUAUCUCGAAAUACUUCUGCGCAUAAGACGUUUCAGAAAGAGUGCAGCUUUCCUAAUCUGAAAUACUUGGAUAUUUCUCAAAGUAAUGGAUUUGAAAAGAUUGAUAUAAGGUAA
Messenger RNA from Dimorphilus gyrociliatus, 637 nucleotides. The record is from the annotation of a GenBank genome assembly. NCBI's taxonomy places the organism in Eukaryota, Metazoa, Annelida, Polychaeta, Dinophilidae.